CGGCCAGCCGGGCUGGCGGGCCGGUCCUGCCGCGGCGCUCGGCGCAGAGGGCAGCAACCCCGGGCGCCGUGGCCCAAAGGAUGCUGCUGUAAGCGCCUGCUCUAAACCCCGGGGAGUGCGGCGCCGGUAACCACGAGGACCAGGAGGAGGAGGAUGCCGCCGAUGCCGAUGCCGCCGAUGCCGAUGAUGCCGCCGAGCUUUCUGCAGCGCUGACGAGGCGCCCCGCGUUGCUCGAAGCGCCGGGCUCCGGCGCGGGUCCUCCGGAGGCCCGUGGGGGUCCUUUACUCAAGCCUGCGGCUCAUGGAUCAAGGCUAAGUGGCCCCCCGGGACCAUUUCCACCCAGACCACUGGGCCGUGGAGAUUCUAUCCCUUCCCGCACCUCUGUCCUAUAACAGAGCAAGAGCAGAAAGAAGAUGAAUCGGUCCAAGAGCCAUCCCGGUGUGCGCUUUCUGCCUCGACUCCCCUUCUUAAUCAUCCUGGCGGCUCUGGCGACCGCGGAAGACAGGACAAAUAGCACUUUCAAUGGCACGAACCCGGUCCCGGGAUCUGAGCCCGUGGUGAUGGCCAGAGUCGACCACGUUAUCGUCAGGGAAGGGAAGAAUGCCGUGAUCAAUUGCAACGUGCAAGGUGUCCCGGAGCCGCAUUUCAAGUGGUACAAUUCCAAUGGCCAUUUGGUGAAGGAGGACGACGACGAAGAGGAAGCGGGCGGAAAAUGGUGGAUGCACGAGAGCGGCCUGCUGAAUAUCACCCGGGUGUCUUUCUCAGACCGAGGUAAAUACACCUGCGUGGCCGCGAACGCCUACGGCAGCGUGAACAACACGGUGACCCUGAGGGUCGUCUUCACCUCGGGGGACAUGGGAAUCUACUACAUGAUCGUCUGCCUCGUGGCUUUCGCCAUCGUCAUGGUCCUGAACAUCACCAGGCUGUGCAUGAUGAGCAGCCACCUGAAGAAAACCGAGAAAGCCAUUAACGAGUUCUUCCGGACCGAGGGGGCAGAGAAGCUGCAGAAGGCCUUCGAGAUCGCCAAGCGCAUCCCCAUCAUCACCUCGGCCAAAACGCUCGAGCUCGCCAAAGUCACCCAGUUCAAGACCAUGGAGUUUGCCCGCUACAUCGAGGAGCUGGCCCGGAGCGUGCCUCUCCCUCCCCUCAUCAUGAACUGCCGGACCAUCAUGGAGGAGAUCAUGGAGGUGGUCGGCCUGGAGGAGCAGGGCCAGAACUUCGUGCGCCACACGCCCGAGGGCCCCGAGGCCCCGGACGGCGAGGACGUCUACACCAUCCCCAACGCGCUGAAGCGCAGCGACUCCCCCACCGCCGACUCCGACGCCUCGUCCCUCCACGAGCAGCCCCAGCAGAUCGCCAUCAAGGUGUCCGUCCACCCGCGGUCCAAGAGGGACCACAUGGAAGACCCCGAGGGGCCGCAGCUGGAGCCGAAGGACGGGGACGUGGCCGAAGGACCGGAGCCUCCGGCCGAACCCCGCGGCGAGCCGGCCCCUCCCCUUGACGGGGCGUCCCCUGAGCUCGCGCCCUCCCCGCCUCCCGAACUGGAACCCAGUCGGCCCGAGCCUCCGGUCCUCCCGUCCACGGAGCCCGCCCCCACGGAGCCGGAGGCCGCCGACCCCCCGUCUACCCGACUGGACUCUCCGGAGGCCGCCCUGGCCAAGGACAGAAAUACUUGUAUAAUUUACGAAAGCCAUGUAUAACGUCGACUCCGAAGAGCUAUGCAGAUCUAGAAGAAAAAAAAAAUCAGGGCCCGCUCCUUGAAAUAUGGAUAGAGUAUGUAUUUGCCGCUAAGCCUUACCAGGAGACUAUCAUAACUUAUGCCGGAGCGAUGCUGUUUCUAAGGGAGGAAAAGGCCCGGGGGGCAGUUUGUAACUUGAAUUUCGACUGGUAAACACCUUAGGGGGCAGGAGGGCGUGUGGGAGGUGACGCGUGUGAGCAACGGGUAGCCACGUUUGUGUCAGACCCGACAACGGAAGCUAAGGUUCCAUAGCUUGUUCGCUGCCACAGAGGGAUUUUUUUUGCCUGGUUCUCUCUCCUCUGUGACUCACCUCAGUGGCAAAGAGCAGCAUCUUUUGCCGCUCCUUAAAAUAUAAGUCUCUCUCCGUGACGGGCUACCAGCGAAACCCCCAGAAAUGUACAAACUGCAUUCCUUUUCCAUUUAGAAACGGCAGGACUCUGUCCUACAAGAGCAUGUUCACGUAUGAUUUCACACUCCUCCAUUUGAGUUACUUCCGCUGCUCGGUUAUGACAGAGCGAUUGCUAUUAUAUUAAUAUCGAUUGCUCUUUCUGGUUUA
Messenger RNA from Ornithorhynchus anatinus (platypus), 2294 nucleotides. RefSeq names its product microfibril associated protein 3 like (gene MFAP3L). Bases 414 to 1700 code for a protein of 428 amino acids. The transcript has 3 exons. Lineage: Eukaryota; Metazoa; Chordata; Mammalia; Monotremata; Ornithorhynchidae. The record is from RefSeq and is a predicted model, not a curated record.